CAAAGGAGGAGUUUGCUGUUACCAAUUGCUUGGUGCUGCAGCUGAAACUGGGAAAAAAGAGAUGGCACCUGUCAGGAAGGGUCUCCUUGAGCGUCUGAAUGCUGGGGAGGUGGUGAUUGGCGAUGGCGGCUUUGUGUUUGCUCUGGAGAAGAGGGGGUAUGUGAAGGCCGGACCAUGGACUCCUGAGGCUGCUGUCACACACCCUGAGGCCGUGCGGCAGCUUCACAGGGAGUUCCUGAGGGCAGGAUCCAAUGUAAUGCAGACAUUCACAUUCUAUGCCAGCGAUGACAAACUGGAAAACAGGGGUCAGACCUUGAGAAUCACUGGGACACAAAUCAAUGAGGCAGCCUGUGACCUGGCAAGGGAAGUAGCCAGCGAAGGAGACGCAAUGGUAGCUGGUGGAGUGUCUCAGACUCCAUCCUACCUGAGCUGCAAGAGUGAGACAGAGGUUAAAGCCAUCUUCAAGAAACAGCUGGAAGUGUUCAUGAAGAAGAAUGUGGAUUUCCUGAUUGCUGAGUACUUUGAGCAUGUUGAGGAGGCGGAGUGGGCCGUGCAGGUGUUGAAGACCAGCGGAAAGCCCGUAGCUGCUUCUCUGUGCAUUGGACCGGAGGGAGACAUGCACGGCGUCUCACCUGGGGAGUGUGCUGUCAGGCUGGUGAAGGCCGGUGCCCAGAUUGUGGGAGUCAACUGCCACUUUGACCCCAUGACCUGUGUGAAGACUGUUAAGAUGAUGAAGGAGGGAGUGGAGCAGGCUAAACUAAAGGCUCACUACAUGGCGCAGCCCCUGGCAUACCACACCCCUGAUUGCAACUGCCAAGGAUUCAUCGACCUCCCAGAAUUCCCAUUCGCCCUGGAGCCCAGGAUCCUGACCCGCUGGGACAUGCACAAGUAUGCCAGGGAAGCCUACAAGGCUGGCAUCCGAUUCAUUGGUGGCUGCUGUGGGUUUGAACCUUAUCACAUCAGGGCCGUGACAGAGGAGCUGGCCCCUGAGAGAGGGAUACUGCCCCCUGGCUCAGAGAAACACGGAAUGUGGGGCGCUGGUCUGGAGAUGCACACCAAACCCUGGGUCAGAGCCAGGGCCCGUCGUGACUACUGGGAGAAUCUCUUACCCGCAUCCGGCCGUCCCAAAUGCCCGUCCCUUUCCACACCAGAGGGCUGGGGUGUGACCAAGGGCCACGCUGACCUGCUGCAGCACAAAGAGGCCACCAGCGCACAGGAAAUGAAGCACUUGCUGGAGAUGCAGAAGAAGGCGAAGUCCUCUGCAUGAGCGAGGCAGAGCGGGAAAACCGAGGCACCCAUCCCUUUAGUCGGUCAACAAGGGAGGGAUAAGACUAAAGGAGUGAAGUCUUUCCCAGUUCCAUUUAAAGAUGAAAAGCACUCAGUAACAGCGAUGCUCCAGUAUGGUGUAAUAAUAUGUAAACUCCAAAACAAUAAACCUGAGUUUGUCACUUAAUUUUGUUGCAACAAACACAACCCUGAAAGAAA
Micropterus dolomieu (smallmouth bass) is the source of this 1485-nucleotide messenger RNA. Its product is annotated as betaine--homocysteine S-methyltransferase 1-like. The record is from RefSeq and is a predicted model, not a curated record. Gene Ontology annotation, molecular function: zinc ion binding; betaine-homocysteine S-methyltransferase activity. The coding region runs from base 62 to 1267 and encodes 401 amino acids. Lineage: Eukaryota; Metazoa; Chordata; Actinopteri; Centrarchiformes; Centrarchidae. The transcript is spliced from 8 exons.